Molecule: messenger RNA, 1194 nt
Organism: Kwoniella mangroviensis CBS 8507
Lineage: Eukaryota; Fungi; Basidiomycota; Tremellomycetes; Tremellales; Cryptococcaceae
Exons: 3
Coding region: 1-1194 (397 amino acids)
Biological process (GO): retrograde vesicle-mediated transport, Golgi to endoplasmic reticulum
Cellular component (GO): endoplasmic reticulum; SNARE complex
Source: RefSeq, a predicted model, not a curated record
AUGGCCCCAAGAAAUCAUACUUCCGAAUUCCAAUCGAUAAUCUCAGAAAGACUUUCAUCCCUACCACCUUCGACUAGAUCAAAAUCACCUUCGAGGAUAAAUGACUCGGCUCGAAAGGGCAAAGGCAAAGGUAAAGAGAAGGAUGGGGUGGAGGACGAGGAAGAGUUCUUGAAAGAGGCUUAUCGUAUACACCGACAUCUAACUUCCCUCUCUCAUCUCUUAUCAUCAGUCCGUAAGCCGUAUCUAUCGACUAUCGAACCACCACCAUUAUCCCGACGAGCACAUAACCACAAUCAUGAUGGAGGAGGGGAUGAGAUGAACGAGUGGAAAAAAUGGGAGAAAGUGAAAUACCUUACGGACAGGGAGAGGGAUGAGAUUGACUUGAGAGCGAGGAUGAUCUUGAGGAGAUGCAAAGAGAGAGUAGGGGUUCUGGAGCUUGAUGAACAAACUCGUAAAUCCAAAACAACUUCAUCCGCUAUAUCGUCCACCAAAUCUACUGUGCUCUCCUUCCUCCCGUCUCUUCUCCCUCUCGACUCCUCCUCUUCCUCGUCAACCUUUCAGCCUCUGAUCAACGCCCAUCGAGCAUCAGUCUUGUGGACCUUAAACGAUUUUCUCGCCAAACUCACCUCGACAAUCAGUGAUCUACAAGAAGAACGAUUCAAGCGUAAACAGGAAAGAAUGAAAUCACUCGGUUCAAAUGCCACCUUGGAAGCCAGCCAACUUAACACUUCUAAAGGAAAUAGGAAGAUACCUGAUGGUGUAAUAGUAGGAGUGGAUGAUCCUGCUUUCUCUACAUCAUCAUUAGAUCCUCACCUGGCAGCAUCAGGUAUAGGUAUAACUGAUUCAUCAACAAAACAAUCGGAGUUGACAGAAAGUCAAAUCCAACAAUUUGAAAAUGAGAAUAAUAUCUUAUUAGAAAACAUGUCCUCGACAUUAUCAACAGUCUUAUCGGCAGAAAGCAGUUUAUUGGAAAUUAGUAAAUUACAAAAUGAAUUGAUCCAACAUCUUACUCAACAGACUGAGAUGAUCGAUCAACUUUAUUCCGAAGCGAUAGACUCGGUUGGAUCGAUGGACAAAGCGAACGAACAAUUAAAGAAAGCUAGAGAUACGAAUAAGGAAUCGAGGGUGUUCUUGUUGGUCUUUCUGAUAGGGUCUAGUUUGGCGUUGUUGUUUUUGGAUUGGUAUGCUGCGUAG